AUGAUCUUGACAGAAUAUGACAUACAAUACACUACUCAAAAGGCCAUUAAAAGUAGUGUGAUUGCUGAUUAUCUUGCGCAUCAACCUGUGGAUGAUUACCAGUCUAUGCACUUUGAGUUUCCUGAUGAGGAUGAAGGACCUGAACCAGGGGUGCGAUGGACGCUUGCGUUUGAUGGUGCUUCUAAUGCGUUGGGUAAUGGUAUUGGGGCUGUUCUUACUUCUCCGACAGGUUUUCAUAAUCCAUUCACGGCCAGGAUUUGUUUUGGUUGUACUAAUAAUGUGGCUGAAUAUGAGGCUUGCAUAUAUGGUAUUGAGGUUGCCAUUGAUUUGAGGAUUACAAAUCUCGCAGUUUAUGGAGAUUCUGCUUUGGUGAUUAGUCAAAUCAACAGAGAUUGGGAAACGCGCCACCCCAAAUUGAUUCCUUAUAGAGAACAUGUUAUGAAAUUGGCUCAAUAUUUCGAUGAGAUCACCUUUGAUCACAUCCCUCGAGAGGAAAAUCACUUGGCUGAUGCUUUGGCCACUUUAGCAUCCAUGUUCAAAGUUAAAUGGGACAACGAAGGGCCUUCAAUUGUGAUCAAAAGGUUGGAUGAGCCCGCAUUCUGUGGCGUUAUUGAUAACGUGCCUGAUGAGAAACCAUGGUUUUACGACAUUAAGAGAUUUCUGGAGACCCAAGAGUAUCCUGAGGGUGUUUCCCUUACGGAUAGGAAAACUCUGAAGAGAUUAUCUUCCAAGUUCUUCCUUGCUGGAGGGGAAACUCCUUUCUCAUUGGUAUAUGGCAUGGAAGCAAUCCUUCCGGUUGAGGUCGAGAUUCCUUCAUUAAGGGUAUUGACAGAUGUGAAGGUCAGUGAAGCUGAUUGGGUUUAG
Messenger RNA from Vicia villosa (hairy vetch), 864 nucleotides. RefSeq lists its product as uncharacterized. Gene Ontology annotation, molecular function: RNA-DNA hybrid ribonuclease activity; nucleic acid binding. Lineage: Eukaryota; Viridiplantae; Streptophyta; Magnoliopsida; Fabales; Fabaceae. Bases 1 to 864 code for a protein of 287 amino acids. The transcript is spliced from 3 exons. The record is from RefSeq and is a predicted model, not a curated record.